Messenger RNA from Micromonas pusilla CCMP1545, 541 nucleotides. It is a transcript of the gene NAT, whose product is annotated as gcn5-like n-acetyltransferase. The transcript has a single exon. NCBI's taxonomy places the organism in Eukaryota, Viridiplantae, Chlorophyta, Mamiellophyceae, Mamiellales, Mamiellaceae. Gene Ontology annotation, molecular function: protein-N-terminal amino-acid acetyltransferase activity. The record is from RefSeq and is a predicted model, not a curated record. Bases 8 to 541 code for a protein of 177 amino acids. Gene Ontology annotation, cellular component: NatB complex. Gene Ontology annotation, biological process: N-terminal peptidyl-methionine acetylation.
CGGCGCGAUGACGACGAUGCGCCCGUUCACGUGCGACGACCUCUUCGCGUACAACGACGUCAACACGGACGCGCUCACGGAGACGUUCAACCUGAACUUCUACCUGAGCUACCUCGCGCGAUGGCCGGAAUACUUCACGACCGCGGAGGGGCCCGGGGGCAGCGCGCCGACGGGCUACGUCAUGGGCAAGGCGGAGGGAAGAGGCGAGCGGUGGCACGGGCACGUCACCGCGGUGACCGUCGCGCCGAGCUAUCGCCGGAUGGGCCUCGCGAAGAAGCUCAUGCGCGAGCUCGAGGACGUCAGCGAGAAGGUGCACGACGGCUACUUCGUCGACCUGUUCGUGCGGCGAUCGAACGUCAACGCGAUCGCGAUGUACGAGGGCAUGGGAUACGUCGUGUAUCGCCGCGUGUUGAAUUACUACAUGGGCGAGGAGGACGCGCUGGACAUGCGGAAAGCGCUGCCGAGGGACGUGGAGAAGAAGAGCGGCGUGCCGCUGAAGCGCCCGAUACAACCCCACGAGCUCGAGCAAGACUUCACGUGA